UAAAAAAUCCCGCAAAGCAAAACAGGGAAUUUUUAAUUUUCUCUUCAACCAAAACCCUCGCCUGUCUUUCUCUCAAUAGAGCAAAGCAGGAAGAAGGAAAAAAAAUGGGGAAAAUAACGUACAAGAGGCUGAGGGGAAGCCUAAACAUGAGGCAAAGGCUGCUCUUAGCCACUCUGAAAUCAACUCCGAUUCUCAUAGAAGACAUCCACGCCGACGACACCUUACCGGGUCUCCGACCACACGAGAUUUCCCUCCUCCGUCUCUUUGAAAAGCUCACCGAUGACUGCCACAUUGAAAUCAACGAAACUGGUACCAAAUUGAAGUACAAGCCUGGGAUUAUAGUGGGAGGGAGUAAUCUGGUGCAUGAUUGCGGUGUUAGUAGAGCAAUUGGGUAUUUUUUGGAGCCUUUGAUUUUGCUUGGAUUGUUUGCUAGGAAGCCCCUCUAUAUAAUCCUAAAAGGGAUUACUAAUGAUGCUAAGGACCCCUCUGUCGAUACAUUCCGUUCCACCACCUUUCCCAUGUUGAAGCGUUUUGGGGUUCCUUCAGAAGGAUUGAAGUUGGAAAUAAAGAGUCGCGGAGUUUCACCUCAUGGUGGUGGUGAAGUUCAUUUGACAGUUCCUACUGUUCAGCAACUAACAGCAACCAUGUGGAUUGAUGAAGGAAUGGUUAAGAGAAUUAGAGGGGAAGCUUUCACUACUAGAGUGAGUGUUCAGCUUGGAAAUGAGAUGAUAUAUGCUGCUCGUGGAAUUUUUAAUCGUUUGCUUCCAGAUGUUUAUAUCGCUAGUGAUUAUAGAAAACGCUCAGAGGCUGGAAACUCACCUGGAUAUGGAAUUUCACUAAUUGCCGAAACUACUUCUGGUUGCUGCAUCUCUGCUGAUUCUACAGUUUCUUAUCCACGAGGGGAAGAAGAAGAUGAUAUUGAAGGUGAGGACAAGAAAGAGCUGAUUCCUGCAGCUGAUUUUGGUGAGCAAAUUGCUUCUGUUCUUCUCGAAGAAAUUGAGAAAGGUGGAGUGGUGGAUUCAACUCACCAGGGUUUGUUAUUUCUUCUCUGUGCGCUUUGUCCAAAAGAUGUCUCAAAGGUUCGUGUGGGAAAGCUCUCGCCUUAUGGAAUAGAAACACUCAGACAAAUCAAAGAUUUUCUAGAUGUUCAGUUUGUGAUUAAGCCAGAUCCAUCCACGGGGACGGUAAUCCUUAAAUGUUGGGGUUCUGGGAUGAAGAACCUGUCCAGAAAGACGUCGUGAUAACAUGGUGUAGCAAUGGAGAUUUUAGAUGUAAUUGGCUACAUUUCCUGUAAAAGUUCUCGCAGAGGGCUAUGAAUACCCUAGUGGCAGGGAAUGUGAUUUUCUAGCUAUAUAUCCGUGACCUAUCAGAUGGUAAAAGAAAGUUUUUGUUUUUGAAAAUUCAAUUACCCGACAUUUUAUGAUACUAAAUCCAGUUAUUUUAUGAACGUUUGUUUUGUAUCAGAGAUAUGCAGCGAUGCUGGUUGAUUUUCAUUAUUGAGCCACUUUUUGUAACACAAUAUGUCCUCGUACAAUGUCUUUAAAUAAAUAAAUUAUUAUCUUAUGUCAUAGAAUAUUAAUUUGGAUGAAAUACACG
Messenger RNA from Durio zibethinus, 1596 nucleotides. RefSeq names its product RNA cyclase family protein. Lineage: Eukaryota; Viridiplantae; Streptophyta; Magnoliopsida; Malvales; Malvaceae. Gene Ontology annotation, cellular component: nucleolus. Gene Ontology annotation, biological process: ribosome biogenesis; endonucleolytic cleavage of tricistronic rRNA transcript (SSU-rRNA, 5.8S rRNA, LSU-rRNA). The record is from RefSeq and is a predicted model, not a curated record. Gene Ontology annotation, molecular function: RNA endonuclease activity.